Messenger RNA from Penicillium psychrosexuale, 1170 nucleotides. Its product is annotated as phosphotransferase family protein. Bases 1 to 1170 code for a protein of 389 amino acids. NCBI's taxonomy places the organism in Eukaryota, Fungi, Ascomycota, Eurotiomycetes, Eurotiales, Aspergillaceae. The transcript has a single exon. The record is from RefSeq and is a predicted model, not a curated record.
AUGAACCCUGAGAGCAACCAUACAAAGAAGAUAAAAAAAGUCCUCGAAACAGCUAAUUUCACCCAUCUCUGCUCUGAGGCCUCAAAGAUCCGCCAACGAGAAGAGUCCCUAGAUUCGCUGACCUGCUCUGUGAACACCGCAAAGCUCACCAGCGGUACAUACAACCUCGUGCUUGCCCUUACCUUCUCAGACACGACUCAAUGGGUGGCGAGAAUUAUGCUGCCCGAAGACGACUACGACGAUGAAGAUGAAGAUGUUGCGAUAUUGCUUUUGAGCGAAAUUGCUUCUAUGAACUAUGUUCGCUCCAAAACCACCAUACCCGUACCCCGCAUCUUUGGGCACAGUGUCACCAAGAAUGACUUCGGCUAUCCCUAUAUCUUAAUGGAAGCCCUCCCAGGAACGGUCCUAGAGAACAGAAUGGCUCUCUCGAUACCCGCUUCACAUAAGAAGAAAUUCGCCGCUCAACUAGCCCGCUAUAUCUAUGAACUGGGCACUCUCCGAUUUAGCAAGAUCGGCUGCCUCUCUCACCCCGACGAGUCCGACGAGCUUGAACCGUCAUCAUUCCAAAUCUCAGGUUCUUGGGUCGGACCUCUGUCGACCUCAUUGGAAUACUUCUAUCUAUUCCGAAAAGGUCAGACAAGGGAAAUCCACGAAAAACACAAAGGCGAAGCAGACUGGGAAGCAGCCGCUUGGUUCCUCGAAAAAUCGUUGACGUCGAUGGUAACGGAGGAGCAUGUAUAUGGCCCAUUUCCAUUGUGUCAUUUGGAUCUUCACUUCAAUAAUAUGCUCGUUGAUGAAGAUUUCAACAUCACUGCUAUCCUUGACUGGAGCAAUAUUCAGACUGUGCCGAUGGAGCGUUUUGCCUCAAAUCCGGAAUUCAUUGCUCCUCCUGCCGCGCCACAGGAGUUUAAACAGGCGGUCUUUGACUUCCGCGAUAUUUUUGUUGAUGCGUUAGCAAGCAUCGAAGGGGAAAGCGGUGCCUCGUCGUCUGAUGGAGGAAUGCCAUUAUCCCGUCUGUUUGCAUCUCCCUUGUCUGAGGUGGUUUUUCGAUGUACCUGUAGCCCUGCACGGAGAGCUAUUUUCGAUGCUCAGCUCACCCUCUCUCUAACUUAUGGUAAAGAUGCUAAGUGGGAGGAUUUCAAGAGAUUCUUCAAUGACCGUUCGGCGUGA